AACCCCUGCAAGGAUUACGCUGGUAUAGAAAAUACAUGAAUAAAAGUGUUUCAUUUCUAAGUAAAGUAUAGUUUAGAGCUGUACAAAGACAUGCGACCAGCCCAAUUUGAAAGGCUGUUGGGAAUGCCUUCACCUUUUUUUUAAUAAACUUUAUAUAAAGCAUAUGGAGAUAGCAGUGACAUUGGACAAGCAGAGAAACCAUCCAGAAGAGCAGACAAAAAGAACACACAUCCUGCAUAAGAAACACAAAAAUAAAUGCACUUGGUGUUUGGCAACAGGUUUUAUCUUUGAAAAUCAUUCUAUAAUAACCAAACUUUCAUCCCUUUUAUGGAUUUCAAAGGAUUGUAACAAAACUCUUUAUGCAGAGUAGAUGAGUAACAGUGUUUGUGCAAUCAUCUAAACACGAAUUAUGAAAGAUUCAUUGCUAAAUCAAUUUUCCUGAUUUUCACAAGUCAACCAGAUAUAGCUAGUUCACUACAUAAUCUACAACCCAGAGAGCCUCUAUGUAAAACAAGUUGUGUGCUCUUUUCUCAACGGAUCAACAGAUCCAUUCAUCUCUACUUUCAACUUUAUUAACCUUCCGUGGUGCCGGUUCCUCAAACUGACAUCAAAUUGUUGUCAUUCUUUACAUGAGCAGUGUCUAUCAGGUGUAACAGCGCCACCAGGUGUCCAAGACAGUGUGGAUCACAUAGCGCGGCUGUGUAGUUUUAAGUGUCAACCACUUCCAUCGCCACCCACAUGACGUCAGGAGUCUUUCUAUGAACAUGUCAAAUUAUCUCUGUCAACAGUUUUCAUACACUGUUCCAACGGUACAUUCUUGGCAGGUGUCGGUGUGUGUGAGACAGACUGACAAGUUAAGGCAGAGGUAAAGGUGUGGUGGCAGGCUUGAAGAGUGAAGGAGGAGCAUGUAGUGUCACAGGGAACAUUGAAGGAUCUCUCCCCGUCACCGAGGAGAAGAGAACGUCGCUGGAGAAAGAGGAGGCACCAGGAGCAGCAGGACUUCCUUACUUCUUGGAGAUUUGCAAUCCUGGUCGCUGUCUACAGCCUUAAAUUCAUGGAACCCGCACACUUCAGUCUGAUCAUUUAAUAUUUGCUGUCAUACAUCACGUUCCUUAAAAAAAACAUGCGUAGAUUCAGCUCUGAGGGAUCCCUUCUGGAUCUUGACACCAUACAAUGGGAUAAAAUGUUACAGAAGAAGCCAGAAUUUGGAAUCAGGAAAAUGUCACUCAGGUUCACACCUCAUUUGGAAAAUGAUGAAUUAGAUGCAGGGUCAGGUGGCCUGAUUCCCACCAAUCAAGAGCCGACAAAGAUACCAAGUGAGGUCAGGAGGAAUGAGCAGAUUAAAGAGCACAGCUUCAGCAUCGAGAACCUCAGUGGGCUGGGGAAACAGGAUAUGAACCAUCUGAAAGUGUGUACUAUCAGCGAAGGCUACAGGGCUUACAGUGACAGCCAGCUUGCCCCAGUGGCUGGGGACAUUGAGAGUGUCGAAACAGAUGGCCAACAUCAGAUGUCUCCAUCAGUCUCCUCCAACCCCUCCCCUGUAAAGUCCCAGCCAAGCCACCACCACAGAGCCAAACUUUCAGCUGCUAAACUUCACCUCAAGAGUCUCUUUGGACAGAGUCCACAGUCCUCAAACUCAUACUUGUUUAAUACAGAAGAGAAAAACAGUGCUACGGAAAGAAGGUCUCGUCUGCAUUUCAUGCGUCAGUGGAGUCAGGUGGGCCACAAUAAGAAGGGGAGAAUCAGUCGAGAUAUGCUGGAAACCUGGGCCGAGUCUCUGAAUGCCCUGCUGGCCAGCCAAAUUGGUGUUUCGGUGUUUGGAGCAUUCCUGCGCUCUGAAUUCAGUGAGGAGAAUCUUCAGUUCUACUUGGCUUGUGAGCAGUAUAGACACUCAUCCAACAACUUCAGCCUGCAAAGAAGAGCUAAAAACAUCUGUGCCACCUACAUCCAACCAGGCGCCCCUCGUGAGGUAAACCUGGACAGUAAAACUAGAGAUUUGACCCUCCAGCUGCUGCAGGCUCCCUCUCACACCUCUCUGCUCCCAGCACAGAAACGCAUCUACUCUUUGCUGGACAACGAUUGUUACCUACGUUUUCUCCAGUCAAACAUCUACUCUUCUUUGCUAAAAGAGGCUGAGUAGAAGCCUCAUAAAACUGAACUUCGGCAGGCAGAGACUCUGCAGUAUCCACUACUUGCAAGAUUCCCAAUGUGAAUGAGUUUUGUGAGAAAAAGAAAUAUGUUCAUGCCAAAUAGACACUUUGCACUUGAAUUAAGACACUGAAAAAUCCACUUUUUAAAAAUCCACUUUUUUGUCUGAGCCUGAGGCAGAUCAAUAAAGAAUUAUUGCCAAAACCUGGUUGGCACAACUUAUAAACAGCAAGCAGUUGGGAUACAUUUAACACAGCUCAAGCUAUGCCAUUCUAUAGGGGCUUUUUAAGUGGUAACAUAGCUUUAAUAUAUUGUAACUGUAAUAAUUAAUUUUAUAUUGGCUAAUAACUGAACAAAUCACCAUCACAGAUAAAUAUGCUGGACGUCCAUUGAAAACACUGUAAAAAUAAACUUGUUCUUUUUGGCAGCCUGUUUGCUUGUUUAAUGACAGACACUGUUGUGAUUUAAGAAAUUAGGCCAAAUGCAGACUGUUGACUCACCUUUACAACUUUACACAGUUGUUUGAUAAAUUGGAAAUAUAAGGAUAUAAAUAAAGCUGCAAGUCAAAAUCAGA
Girardinichthys multiradiatus is the source of this 2722-nucleotide messenger RNA. Its product is annotated as regulator of G-protein signaling 21. Lineage: Eukaryota; Metazoa; Chordata; Actinopteri; Cyprinodontiformes; Goodeidae. The coding region runs from base 1124 to 2140 and encodes 338 amino acids. The record is from RefSeq and is a predicted model, not a curated record. The transcript has 6 exons.